GAUGGGCAGUAGUGCGACGGAACCUACCAUCGGCGAGUAUCAGUGGACGGAGGGACACUUCUUCUCCUUACUACUCUUACUCGUCUUGCAAUAAGCCCUCUCCACUAGAGUACUACUCACAGUCGCCAACCAUUGUUGAGGAGUAGACUGCCGAGCGGCAAGGGUGUGUUGGUGGAGUGUUGGUGCGAUUGCGUUUCUCCGUAGGUACCGUACCGUACCCGAGAGACGGAGGUUCUACACUAGGAUAGUGUAGGACACGCGCGAGAAGAAGUAGUCUUGCUCGCGCUGUCACUCACACCAAGUCAACAGGACAACAAAGAGUGUGUUUGUGUGUGUACCACAACAAAUUUGAAAUAACCUACAGCUGCACACGGCUCAUCAUGUUGCCGACGGGUUGGUUUACCAAAACGAAUCGUUUGCGUCUGUCGACUUUGGAGCAUUGGCUUCCGGACGGUGGUGGCGCUGGAGCUCCGGUAGAAGGCCAUCUGCACCUAACCUUGCCGGAUCUCGUGACGAACGGAUGGACUUGGUCGACGGUCUACAAUUUCUUGGACGAUGAUUCCACACUCCGCGUCGUCUGGGUACAACCCCACGAUGCCUUUCUGAUACCCGGCGGUUUGGACGAUAUCUUUGGACAACAGCCGCACUUUCACGGCUACACCCGACGAAUUUCCGUCCAGGUACUGACCGUCACGGGCUUGUUCAUGAAUACCUACUCGGACUCGUACGAAAACUACAUGACCGUUUCGGUCUACGCAAACUCGCCGGCCCAAGCCGCCUUGACCAUUGGCGAUCUCUUUCGGCUCAUUCCGUCGAGUCGUCUGGAAGGACUCCGCCUCGUCAGUAACCAGGGCGAAGAAUUUCCUCUCGAUAGUCACGUCACCCGACAAUUUCUGGAAGCCAACCAGCAUCUGAAAACGCUGCAGUUCCUUUACGGAACCUUCAGCGAAGAACACUGCCGCGUUAUUGCCAAUACCAUGCGGACGACCCAUUUGCAUUUCCGGGAAGCCCAAUUGCGCGAUGAUGGACGGGCCCUCAUUGAAUGCCUCCGGAAUAAUCAGGGACCAACGCGCUUGACGCUCGACGAUACACAGAUCUCUGAACACAACCUGGAGGCAAUUGUCGAUAGUAUACAGGCCAAUCAACAACUGAAACGCUUGGGACUUUCGGAUAUGAAGUUGACGAACCAGUUGGUACAAACUCUGUCCGCCACGUUACGGAAAAAUCGGUGGUUGGUCGAAUUAGAUUUGACCUGGAACAGCAUCAGUGACGAAAACUGGAGCGAUUUGAAUCUUACCAUUCGCGAUCAUCCGACCCUGCAAGCUUUGAAUCUGUACGCCACGACCAAUGCGGGCGUCGGAGAAAUCCCCACCUCGCGCAAAAUAUCGCGAACGCUCGCGAUUUGGGAUAUGGUCCGCAAAAACGAGAUCCUGCAGGAAAUCAACCUAUCUUCGACUGAAAACGAUGAAAACCUCAUGCCGAAUAUCCGCGGCUGCCUCGUCCUCAAUCAGCAUCGUCCUAAAAUGGAACGGCUUUGUGCCGAAACCGUGUACCAACGGCAAACGCUCCUGGGACGAGCCUUGGUGGCCGCCGGACGACAGGAAACAUAUGGGCCGGAUCUACAGUUUUUGCUGGUCUCGCGGAAUGUGGAAACCAUCUUGGCCGCGCCGAGGCAAUCCCGCCCCUUCCCCGAGAACAAGCGUGCACGCGUGAUAUAG
Molecule: messenger RNA, 1718 nt
Organism: Phaeodactylum tricornutum CCAP 1055/1
Lineage: Eukaryota; Bacillariophyta; Bacillariophyceae; Surirellales; Neidiaceae
Exons: 1
Coding region: 381-1718 (445 amino acids)
Source: RefSeq, a predicted model, not a curated record